Molecule: messenger RNA, 3159 nt
Organism: Megalopta genalis
Lineage: Eukaryota; Metazoa; Arthropoda; Insecta; Hymenoptera; Halictidae
Source: RefSeq, a predicted model, not a curated record
GCCUGCAUCCCGGUCGUGUUGAACCUUGUGAUGACGGCGGAGCAACUCGGCUAAGAAGACCCUCACCACCACCCCCAUACUGCACAUUUCGUGGCCCAUGCCCCCAGCUAUCUUACACCCUUGCGACGAUUUGGAAAAUUCAUUCAAUCAAGUUGUUACAGUAGCGUCCGCUAUUGUAUCACAGCAGUUUCUACAGAGUCGGUAAUUCAGUCCCUGUCUGAUUAAUUAUCAGACUGUGAUAAUACGAUGUGCGUACUAGAUACAUACAUCUAACAAUGUGCGACUCACAUUGUGCUGACGUGCAAAAAUAUCGGACUCAAAAGGAAGAACUGUGUGAUCCAGGAAAGCAAAAACUUUACUAUAACUUACUUUUAUUUCACCAGUUCAAGCAUAUUCUUUAAAAAUUGUACUUAUCAUUUUCAACUCUUGAAUUAUUUCAAUUUUAUGCAAAUUUAUAAUAUAUAUAGAUGUAUGUAUAUAUAAUAUAUGUAUAUAUGUAUAUAUAAUAUAUAGAUGUAUGUGAAUUUGUGUGAGGGGUAGAAGGAUAUUUAUUAGAAUAAAUAGACGAUAAAAGAUAUUUAAAAAAUAAAAUGGAUACAAAGCAGAUAGAAUCAACAAAAGGCGGUGGGCCAAGUGAUGUAGAAGAAGAAGAGAAAAGAACGGUGUUAGAGGAAACGGCAUCGUUGUCAAGACUAGUUGAAAAAUUGAACAUUACAGGUACAGUAAACAAUGUACAAGAGAAAAAUGAUACAGAAUUAGAAGAAAAAAUACAAGAAGAGGAAAUAAUACAUAAGAAAAUACUCUUUUGGAAUGUGGCAGGAUUAAACAAAAAAAUGGAAGACAAAGAGAAGAAAAAUGCAUUUCUCAAUUAUAUAAAAGAAUUUGAUAUCGUAGGGUUGUCCGAGACAUGGAUACGUGAGUAUAAAUGGAUUGAAAUUGAAAAAAAAUUGCUAGAAGGGUAUCAAUGGAAACAUCAACAUGCAAUAAAGGAAGCCGCAAAAGGAAGAGCUAAAGGGGGCAUUCUAAUAGGUAUUAAGAAAGAAUGGGAAUUGAAAAGGGGGAAUUUAAUACCUACAGUAAAAUUCAUAGGUAAUGGAGUGAUAGAGAGUAAAUUACAAAUUGGAAAUGAUAAAUGGACGAUAUGGACAAUAUAUCGAGACAAAAAAGAGAAAGAUUCCAUGACAAAAGUAAUAGAAUAUUUGAGAGAAAGAAUAAAACCGAAAUAUGAAGACUUUUUUAUAAUGGGGGGAGAUAUGAAUGUUAGAAUAGGAGAAGAAGGCUCCAUGGGUAUCAAGAUGGCGGAAAGAUAUGAAAUUGUGCAAGAAAAAAGAAAAUCUAAAGAUAAAACGAGGGAUGCCGAAGGAAAAGCCCUACUGUCAUUGUGUAAGGAAAGAGGUUGGUACAUAUUAAAUGGCAAUGUUGUAGGAGACGAAGAAGGCGAGUACACCUACAGUCAACAUCGAAAAAUACCCUCAUCAUCAGAAACUGGCUCAUCAGUAAAUGAUUAUGUUAUUGUAAACAUUAAAGUACUCGGGAGGAUUAGAAGAUUCCAGGUUGGUAAUAGACCGGAAUCGGACCACAGGCCACUCGAAGUCGAAGUGAACAUAGAAGAGGAAUAUUCUGAGGAUUCAGAGGAAUAGGACAGGAGGGCAAAAGUGAUAGAAUAGAAAUUAUGAUUUCUAACUUAUGCGGACGAUGGUUGUAGUAGGAUGUGGUUAUAGUAGUAAAGGAAAUGGUGAGAAUAAAAAAAUGAUAAAUGCAUACUAGUGGUAUAUCUUCACGUGAAACGAUUGAUGUUGAAAAUGCAAAAAUCAAAGAUCAUGAAAUUUCAGAAGAAGAUAGAUGAAGGGGAGAGAGAUGAAGGUGAAAUGAAAAGGAGAGAAUGUAAUCUGUUAAAGAGUUCUCGUACUUGAGUGUGAUUUUGCAAAGGUGUGGGAGUUUGUCAAGACACAUAAGAAAGAGAACAAACCAGCUAAAUAUAGUGCGACCAAGUCUUCCUGACGCGGACAUCGCGAACAUUCGAGUUGUCGUCAGCAAAGGAAGAGAAGAGUUAUCCUUGUUUUGCUAGUUACGCAUUUAGAAUUCUCAAGUUACGAUGUAUACUGAAAAGUCUGUUUCCGGGCUGGAUCCACACCGACUGUGGACUGUUAAUCAAGUAUGGGGAAUAGAGGAGAAAAAUGUAGAAGUAGCUUUAAAAUAAGCAUGCUCCUGUUUGAUGCAUUAGUUUCGGCUGUGCUCAUCUACGAAGCUAGACUGCGAUGGUACAAAGAAAGGGUUGUGAUGGAAAGAGUUCUAAUAAGGUACUGAAAAUAAACUUUAGGAUUCCAAAAACCAAAAGAUGGUAAAGUAGAAAUGCAAAAGAAAGAUAGAAAUAUUUUAACAGGAACGGGUGUACUGCAAUAGAGGUGCAAUUGAGAAGAGAAGGAGAUUGGGGUGAUGAAAUUACAGAGAGUCUAAGAAGGAGAAAUAUGAAAGUACGACAAGUGCAAUAUAAUAAGUACCUAAAAACAAAAUAUAUAACCUAAGAUAUAGAUAUUUAAAGGCCGAUUCAGUUACCAGAAUAUUUAAGAGUUCAAUAGGUUUAAUAGCAGUAGAGGGGUAAAUAGAGGGUUUAAUAGCAUAAAGUAAGGUGUGGCUCAAUAGAAAGAUGGACUAAAUCCUGGGGAAAAGAUGAGAAUAGGGAAUACGUGAAUACAGAAAAAUUGAGAAGGAAGUGUAAGAAAUAUGAGUAGAAGGAUGAUUUUCUCCAAUAAAAUAUGGGGAGAGACGAGUAAUAGAAUGAAUCGAAAUAUUAAAUGGAACAUUAAAAGAUAAAAAAAGAGUAAUAAAGUAAUACCUGCAAGGUUUUUUGCCUGUCUAAGCAAGCGCUUUUAUCCUCAUCCUCAAUUGCUUACAAUUAGCAAACUGCGGGCUAAACAAAGUGAAGAAGUUUAGUUAUUACUAUAAUAUUCUUCUAUUCUUUUUAGUUAGCCAUGUAUAAUUUAUAGUUUACAUCUGUGUUAACGGAAGUUAAAAUAUGUAGAUAGAUAGCGAUAUAUCUAUUAUAAUUUAUAAGGCAAGAAAAAUAAGUGAUAGGAAGCUGUCAGUGUGGCUACAUGAAUGAUUAAGUAAUUAUUGUAAACCAAAGAAAAAUAAACUGUCUAAUUGUUGCAUCCAUUA